Odocoileus virginianus texanus is the source of this 3404-nucleotide messenger RNA. The record is from RefSeq and is a predicted model, not a curated record. Lineage: Eukaryota; Metazoa; Chordata; Mammalia; Artiodactyla; Cervidae.
GAAGGCGUGAGAUCAGAGCCACUGAAGGAUCCCAAGACUUCAACUUCAGAGGACUAUGGGAUUAUCAGAGCCUCGUGCUGCUGUGAAUGACUGCAAGAAGCUUAAUUCAGCCUGGGAGACAGGGACAUUCUUCCCGGUUCCUUUGAAAGAACCACUGUCAAAUGAUACCUUUUGGGAAUGACAACGAUUAUGAUGGCAUCUUAAACUAAGGUGGCGCUUUGUCUUUUCAGUAGGAGAUGAGAAGGGCAGCUAAGAGUCAGAGGCUGAGACACACAAGGGGACUGAUUAGCUACAGAUCAAUAGUCCUUAACAUUUUUUUUUUUUUGGCUGCACCAUGCAGCUUGUGGGAUUUUAGUUCCCUGACCAGGGAAUCGAACCUGCAUUCCCUGCAUUGAAAGCGUAGAGUCUUAACCACUCAACUGCCAGGGAAGUCUGGUCCUUAACAUUUUCUGAGGCCACUGAUCAUCAUGGGGAAAAAAAAAAAAAAACAUGAUGAAAGGUCUGGACUCUUUGCCUGGGACAAAUCACACACAAGAAAAAGUUUGUGGGAGGGGUGAGUCCCUUCACUGUUCACCUGAAACUAUCAUAACAUUUUUCUUUAAUUGGUUACACCCCAAGACAAAAUAAAGUGCUUUUUUUUUUUUAAAACAAAAGAAAAAGUUUGCUUAUGAUUUUAGGAUCUUUAUGGACCCAUGUCUGUAGACACCAAGCUCAGAAUCCUGACUGAAAGGCAGAUUCUGAACUGGUCCAGAGUCUGCCUCAACUUCUAAUUCUCUAUUCUUCCCACUACACAAUUAAGGAAUCUCGGGAACUGCAAACAAAAGACAUAAGUCAAAAUUCUGACUCUACUAAAUACCAUGAAUCUCAGUAAGUGAUUAUAAUACCUCUCUCACAAGGUUGAUGUAUGAUUUAAGACAAACGUCACAGCAUCUAACUCAUUGCCUGGCAUAGAGUUGUUGCUCAAUAGGUGUUUGUUUCCUUCCCAAGGUUAUAGGGAAGAUCAUGAGCUAAUGCUUGUGAAAGAGGGCUGUAAAAGUAAAGUUCCGUACAAAUGUUAAUUUCCAUUGUCACCCACCAGCCAAUGUUUAAAUCCAGAACAUAACAACUCUAGGCAAGUAAACUGAGCCCAUUGUUCUAAGAGACACUGGAAUUCAAAUCAGUAAACAUUUAUGCCCCCCCCUGUAAACGAUGAAGACAAUCGCUGCCAUUGACUGAGCCUCCAAUUGCAGGCCCUGUGUUUGGCACUGGGAAUACAAAGAUGAAUAGACAUCAUCCCAGGGCUAGAGGCACGUCAGAUGGUGGUCACUAGGAGGCGUGGCAGAUAACAAAGAAGUCCAUGACACGUGGCAAGAGGGCUGUACACAGGUUGUGGGGGCUCCCAGGGCAGAGCGGACAAGUGCCCGUGACAGCUGGAAGUGCUUCACCAAGAAGGUGACUUUUGCCCAGCGCUAGGUAGUAUGAGUACGAGUUCCGCAGAGCAGGGAGAAACUUGUCAGAUAGAGAUAAUAGUUUGACCACAGCUGUCCCUCCUGUAUUGCUAUGGGAAUUCAAGGACUGGCGAAACUGAUCGCUGACGUGGCCCCCAGUGCCAUCCGGGAGAAUGACAUCAAGAGCUACUUUGGCCGCAAGGUGGCAAUCGAUGCCUCCAUGAGCAUUUAUCAGUUCCUGAUAGCUGUUCGCCAAGGGGGGGACGUGCUGCAGAACGAGGAAGGGGAGACCACCAGCCACCUGAUGGGCAUGUUCUACCGCACCAUCCGCAUGAUGGAGAAUGGCAUCAAGCCCGUGUACGUCUUCGAUGGCAAGCCGCCGCAGCUCAAGUCUGGGGAGCUGGCCAAGCGCAGCGAGCGGCGGGCUGAGGCGGAGAAGCAGCUGCAGCAGGCUCAGGCUGCUGGGGCCGAGGCAGAGGUGGAAAAGUUUACGAAGCGUCUGGUGAAGGUCACCAAGCAACACAACGACGAAUGCAAGCAUCUCCUGAGCCUCAUGGGCAUCCCGUACCUCGACGCACCCAGCGAGGCCGAGGCUAGCUGUGCGGCCCUGGUGAAGGCUGGCAAAGUCUACGCUGCGGCCACAGAGGACAUGGAUUGCCUGACAUUCGGCAGCCCCGUGCUCAUGCGGCACCUGACUGCCAGUGAGGCCAAGAAGCUGCCCAUCCAGGAGUUCCACCUGAGCCGGAUCCUGCAGGAGCUGGGCCUCAACCAGGAGCAAUUCGUGGAUCUGUGCAUCCUGCUGGGCAGUGACUACUGUGAGAGCAUCCGGGGCAUCGGGCCCAAGCGGGCCGUGGACCUCAUCCAGAAGCACAAGAGCAUUGAGGAGAUCGUGCGGCGGCUGGACCCCAACAAGUACCCCGUGCCGGAAAACUGGCUCCACAAGGAGGCCCAGCAGCUCUUCCUGGAGCCCGAGGUGCUGGACCCAGAGUCUGUGGAGCUCAAGUGGAGCGAGCCCAAUGAAGAAGAGCUCGUCAAAUUCAUGUGUGGGGAGAAGCAGUUCUCCGAGGAGCGAAUCCGCAGUGGGGUCAGGCGGCUGAGCAAGAGCCGCCAGGGCAGCACCCAGGGCCGCCUGGAUGAUUUCUUUAAGGUGACCGGCUCUCUCUCUUCCGCCAAGCGCAAGGAGCCAGAGCCCAAGGGAGCCGCUAAGAAGAAGGCAAAGACUGGGGCAGCAGGGAAGUUCAAAAGAGGAAAAUAAACGGGUUUCCCUUCACGAUACCUCUGUGAUCCCAGGAUAUUUGCCUCUACCUGUAAGAGCUGGCGCUGGAGAAACCUCCAUAGGGGUGGGGAGGGGCUUUCAUUGCUUCCCUGGCACCACCCUGCUCAGUUGUGCUUUUCCCUUUGUUACUUGAUUUCAUGGCAGGAAGGCCACAGAGGUACGUCAUUGUCUUCUUUUUUAGCUCAGGAAAGUAUGUCAGGCUCAAGCCGCCUCUCAGGCAAUUUAAUGGACAUUGAAUCCAUUGUUACAUGAAAGCAACAAGUUUUGAAGAAGAGAGGGAGAUAAACGGUGGAGAUAAAAGACUGGGAUGAUUUCCUGCCUGGCCAGCUGGUGGCUGGUGGGAGGUGACCGUGGAACCAGACUGCUGCUCUCUCUGGCUCAGCCUUGACCCGCCCUAAAGAGUACCUAUCAGGGAGAUGCAGUGUCUUAAACAGAUGGGAAGAGCUGCUGAGAAGUAAGAUAGGCAGAGAGCUGGAGUUGACACCAAGGGUUUGAUUACCGGCUUUGAAUCCUGGGGUGGGUAGAAAUUUGAACUUGCUAUGAAAUUCCAUACAGUGGUAAUUCAUAGGCAUAAGGUGGUGGAGUGGUUCUCACGGCCUUCCUGAAGCAUUUGAGUUGAAACUUUGGGAUAAGAUGCUGUUUUCAUGUGCUUUUUUUUUAAGGUAUGAGAAGGAAAGAUUCAAUAAAACUAUAAAAAGUAA